Fusarium coffeatum is the source of this 984-nucleotide messenger RNA. RefSeq lists its product as uncharacterized. The record is from RefSeq and is a predicted model, not a curated record. NCBI's taxonomy places the organism in Eukaryota, Fungi, Ascomycota, Sordariomycetes, Hypocreales, Nectriaceae. The coding region runs from base 1 to 984 and encodes 327 amino acids. The transcript is spliced from 2 exons.
AUGUUUGGCUUCCAUCUCAGCUAUCAGUGGCUUCACUAUACCCGACCUUCAGGUCCCCCAUCCCCCGUUCCUGAAGGUCUCGAACGUCACUGGGUAGAGACACCCGAAGGCCGGAUUGAAGUUCUCUCCAAUUCACCAUCCAUCACUAACAGAACAGAUGGGCCGCCCAUAGUAUUCUGUCAUGGUGGUAUGGGCUGUGCUUGGGUAUGGACCGAGUACAUGCAAUACCUAGCUGCCCGCGGAGUCCAAUGCUAUGCUGUUUCGCUACGCGGUCACGGGGAAUCAUGGCAUCCGUCAUACUUCCGCAUGGUCUUUGCGACUCCUCGAAGUGCACUAGCAUCCGAUCUCGUUGCAGUGAUCGAUUGGGUUGAGAUGCGCGACAAGAGCCAGGUGAUGCUUGUCGGACACUCGAGUGGCGGAGGGUUGAGCCAGGGCAUUCUCAGUGAUGGCCUGGCGAAUGUCAAAGCCCUUGCACUGCUGGGUGCUGUUCCAGGAUUUGGAUCAAUGGGCGUAUACAUGAAUUGGUGGAAGAUGGACCCGUGGUUCACCAUUCGAAUGAUCUUCCACCUCUGGCAUUCCAACUCACCUCUCUCACAUCCCAUACUCACACAACGCGCCUUCUUUGGCGAUAAAUAUCCACUCUCGGCCGUCGUUCCAUUCCAGCGCCAUAUGAAUCGCUAUGAGAGCUACCUAUGGCCUUUCAGCAUGAUGUACCAGUUCACAUCUGCAUCGAUCAUUCUCAAACACAUUCGCAACGACGGGGACAGCGGUGAAAAGGUUCUUGUCAUGGCAGGAAGUCAAGAUAAGCUGAUGACAGGACCAGUAUCUCACAAAACAGCAAAGUAUUAUCGUGAAGCUGGGACUAAGAAGCGUGACGAGGUGAGGUUGCGUUUUGUAGAAGGUGCUGGACAUCACCUACAGAAUGAUGUGCAGUGGAAAGAUGGCGCUGAAAAGUUGUUUGACUUUUACAAGGGCAUUGCUUAA